AUAUACCAAAUGUUUAAAUCAACAAUUGUAUUUUUGUUGGUGGCCAUCACCAUCAAUGCUGUGUUGUCGGCUUCCUCCAAUCCCAACAUCAUAGUCAACCCAUCUACCAAGAAAUUCUUGGAUCCAGAUGGACGUGAGAUGUAUUUCCAUGGUGUCAAUGUUAUGAAGAAGCAGUUCCCAUGGUACCCACCUCAAGAGUUUGACAUCUACGAGUCCUUUGGUCCACAAGAUAUGGCCUACUUGCAAGAGUGGGGCCUCAACGUUGUCCGUCUUGGUAUGAUGUGGGCUGGCGCCGAGCCAACCCAAGGUAACUACAACGAGACCUACUUUGAUAUUAUGGGUGACCUUGUUAACCAAAUGAACCAAUAUGGUAUCUAUGCUUUGAUUGAUGUUCAUCAGGAUGUCUGGUCCUACUACUACUGUGGUGAGGGAUUCCCAUCCUGGACUUGCAACUACGAUCUCGACUUCCCAGCUCCACUCCAAGUUAUUCCAUUCCAUCGUCCAGAUGGUGGUGACCCCAGUGCAAAGGACUGCGCCAAGCAUCCAUGGGCAUCGUACUAUGGCACUGCUGCCGUUUCGUACACUUUCCAGGCACUCUAUGAGAACUACUUUGGCACUCAAGACGCCUUCAUUUCCUACUGGCAAAAGAUUGCCGCUUUGUACAAGGGUGCCACCAACGUCCUCGGUUACGAGCUUAUCAAUGAGCCAUGGGCUGGUGAUGUCUACAUGAACCCCGAACUCCUUGUUCCAGGUGUUGCCGACAAGCUAAACUUGGCUCCAAUGUAUGACAACCUCAAUGCUGCCAUCAGAAAGAAUGAUAGUCAGCACAUCAUCUUCUUUGAGCCAGUUACCUGGGAUGAUGCUGGAGUUGGCUUUGAGCGUGUUCCAGGUGGUGAUGACUUUAGAAAUUUGAGUGCUCUGAGCUACCAUUUCUACAUCCCUCCCGAUGUCUCGAUCGAUGAGGCCAUGGUCAUUAGAAUGAACGACCUUAACAAGUUGGAAUGCGCUGGAUUGUUGACUGAAUUUGGCGCAGAUGGUGGUGAUGCCCCAAAUGUUCUGGAUUCUAUGAUUCACACUAUGGAUAAGGUGGAGGAACAUCUACAAGGAUGGAUUUUCUGGGAGUACAAAUGUUUUGCACCUGAUAGCUAUUGUAACUUUUUCUUCAACUCAAAUGGAACAGUCAACACCGAGCGUGUCUACCAUUACUCUCGCUCUUAUGCCAUGGCCGUAGCCGGUACUACCAAGCAGUCCAUCUUUGAGGACGCCACCUCUGUCUACACCAUCACUUACGUCAUCAACGGUGAUUGCACUCUACCUACCGAGAUCUAUAUCAACGAAGCCAUGCGUUAUCCAAAUGGUUACACCGUCCAGUUCAUCCCCGAGUUGAUCGCCACCUACACCACCGCCCACAACCGUAUCUUUGUAAAUCACAACAUCCAGACUGCCACUGAGUUGACCAUCAAGAUCACUCCC
Messenger RNA from Acytostelium subglobosum LB1, 1473 nucleotides. RefSeq lists its product as hypothetical. Gene Ontology annotation, molecular function: hydrolase activity, hydrolyzing O-glycosyl compounds. The transcript has 5 exons. Lineage: Eukaryota; Evosea; Eumycetozoa; Acytosteliales; Acytosteliaceae. The record is from RefSeq and is a predicted model, not a curated record. The annotation marks the transcript as partial.